This is a messenger RNA of Babesia ovata, 951 nucleotides long. RefSeq names its product leucine-rich repeat. The record is from RefSeq and is a predicted model, not a curated record. NCBI's taxonomy places the organism in Eukaryota, Apicomplexa, Aconoidasida, Piroplasmida, Babesiidae. Gene Ontology annotation, molecular function: protein binding. The transcript has a single exon. The coding region runs from base 1 to 951 and encodes 316 amino acids.
AUGGCUAAUAAAGGCGAACAAGAUGAUCAGAAAGAGGAGCACCUGACAAUCGUCAGAAUCUCAGGUAUCGUAGACAGCGGUGAUGUGACUGCUGCCGGAAAACUCUCGCUGCAAAAUGCAGGAAUCUCCUCCUCCGAUGACCUGUUUUCCAUGAAAUCACUAGAGAGUCUGUCAUUAGCUGGUAACAAAUUGACAGAGUUCGAAUUUCUCAGCCAAAACUACAAUCUCAAGGUGCUGGAUUUGUCGAGGAACAGGAUACAAAAAUUGCCGAACAUGGCUAAUUUUACAAACCUCACGCUACUGAACCUGGCAAAUAACGAAAUCACAGACAUGACGCCUGUAGCUUGCCUGAGUAGCCUCAAAGUGCUCAUACUUAACAAUAACAAAAUCAAAGUUAUGUGCAACCUGAGCAAGAUGGAGAAUCUGGAGACCAUUAUUCUCAGCCAUAACGAAAUCGAAGAAGUGAAGCUGCCAUCUAAAACCAUGUGGAAACUGAAGAAAAUCACGCUCAGCCACAACGCAAUCAGGGAGUUCCCGGUAACAAGCAAGUUGCCGAACCUGCAGGAACUCAGGCUCAACUCCAACAAAAUACUGGCGCUACCACAAAAUAUCGGAAUGAUGGCGUCGCUCAAACUGCUGGACGUCGGAAACAAUCGCAUAGUUGAUAUGAAGCCCAUAAUCAACCUGAACAACCUGCAAAAUCUAAACGUAUUCGGAAACCCGGAGCCUCAGCUCAAGCUGGAAGACAUAAAGCAACAUAUACAGUUCCUAAAGGUCUUCAACUCUACCAAUCUCUGCCCUGAUGGAGGCGUUGAAAGGAAGCUGAAACGGGCUCGCAGGGCUGCAGAGACGCCAAAAGGACGCCGAGAAUAUUCGGAAUCUAGCAAGCAAAGGGCAAGUUACAAAGGAAGUAAAAUUUCUAGAACAACAAACAGCAAUAUUAAGCGUUGA